Molecule: messenger RNA, 1887 nt
Organism: Cucurbita moschata (crookneck pumpkin)
Lineage: Eukaryota; Viridiplantae; Streptophyta; Magnoliopsida; Cucurbitales; Cucurbitaceae
Product: chromatin assembly factor 1 subunit FAS2
Exons: 12
Coding region: 174-1640 (488 amino acids)
Biological process (GO): nucleosome assembly; DNA replication-dependent chromatin assembly
Cellular component (GO): CAF-1 complex; nucleus
Molecular function (GO): protein binding
Source: RefSeq, a predicted model, not a curated record
GGCAUUCCAAAAAGGCGCCAAUUUGGGCGCGAUCUUAACACAUUUGGACACCUCAUUCAAAAGGGCGCCAAAUUCCAGAAGCAGCAAAUUCCUCUUUCCUUCUCCACUUGAACCCUAGAUUUUCUCCUGCGAUUACUCACUUCCCUGUCCAAAAUUGGGAUUAGGAACAAGAAAUGAAGGGUGGGACGCUUCAGAUCAACUGGCACGACUCAAAGCCAGUGCUCACCCUAGAUUUCCAUCCACUUUCAGGUCUCCUCGCAACCGGCGGAGCCGAUUUCGAUAUCAAGAUUUGGUUAUUGAAUUCAGGGGAUGGACAAAAAAAUGUCCCUGGUGCUACGUAUCAAAAUAGCCUUUCUUACCAUGGUUCUGCUGUUAAUAGCCUGCGUUUCUCACCUUCAGGAGAACUGCUUGCCUCUGGUGCUGAUGGAGGUGAACUGAUCAUAUGGAAAUUGCACCAUUUGGAAAGUGGCCAAACUUGGAAGGUCCUGAAGACAUUAUCAUUUCACCGCAAGGAUGUGCUGGACCUACAGUGGUCUAGUGAUGGUGCAUAUUUGAUGUCUGGAUCCGUAGAUAAUUCCUGCAUCAUAUGGGAUGUAAGCAAAGGAUCUGUCCAUCAGAUUUUAGAUGCCCAUUUGCACUAUGUUCAAGGUGUGGCAUUGGACCCACUGGGAAAGUAUGCUGCUUCUCUGAGUUCAGAUAGAAGUUGCAGAAUCUAUGCCUAUAAAGCCCCAACCAAAGUAAAAAGCAGUGAGAAAAUGAAUUAUGUUUGUCAGCAUGUCGUUACUAAGGCAGAAAAUAUUUCAGUUGAUGAUUCUAAGUCUGUCAGAAACCACCUCUUUCAUGAUGAAACAUUGCCAUCUUUCUUCCGAAGGUUGGCCUGGUCACCUGAUGGAUCUUUUCUACUUGUGCCUGCAGGUGUUUGUAAAAUAUCGCCGGCAUCUGAACCAGUAAAUACAGCGUAUAUAUUUUCUAGAAAGGAUCUCUCAAGGCCUGCUAUUCAACUCCCUGGUGCCAGCAAGCCGGUUGUAGCAGUUUGCUUUUGUCCAAAGCUUUUUAGUCUUAGAGGAUUAAAUUCAGCUGGGUUAUUUAAGCUUCCACAUCGGAUCAUCUUUGCAGUAGCAACUUUAAGUUCUUUGUACAUAUAUGACACUGAAAGUGUUGUGCCGCUAGUAAUUAUGGCUGGUCUUCACUAUGCUGCCAUAACAGAUGUCGCGUGGUCGGCAGAUGCUCAUUAUUUAGCACUAUCUUCCCAAGAUGGUUACUGCACUUUGGUGGAAUUUGAAAACGAUGAACUGGGGUCACCACUUGCUCUAUCAGAUAAAAUAGGCAUGACAACCAAUCAGAAUACGAGUUUAACAGGCGUGGUGACUGUAAACGACGAUCAAAAUAGGAAAACAGAAGUAGAAGAGAGACAUGAAGAAAACAAAAGCGUUGAAAAACCAGAAAACAUGGUGAUUGAAAAACCAGAAAACAUGGUGAUCGAAAAACCUUCGAGUGGAGAAAAUCUUGCAGAAUCAGAGUGCAGAGGACAUGAAUUGGAAAAGAAUGAAAGUAUACAGGUAUCUUUAAGCUCUUCAAGCAACUCUGUUACCAGCAAGCCAGCCAAAAGGCGCAUCACACCCAUGGCUAUUGAUCCAUGAGAGAGGUACGCUAUGCUAUCAACUGUAUAUUCUCUUCAUCCCUACAGAUUAUGCUGAGUUAUUACAAGCAUUUUGUUGGCGGUGCUUGAUCAAAUGUGGAUCACUGAUGUAGCUGAAAUGAUAUUUUUUUACAAUGAUUUGUGUAUCAUCUUUGAUCUCAUGUUCCCUGGUGAUUAAGAUUCUAAUGAUAUUUGGCUCGGUAAGCUCUUCUUGGGAAGAGUUCUACGAUAUUCAGUUUUCGCUUCUU